GCAUCGUGCCCAUUUGUCCAUAAAGCUCUGAUGCAUUUUUUUGUCUUUACCACUGUUGUUGAGAAGACAGGCUCUUUUGGUGAUGUCUUUCUCUUGGUUAUAUGAACAUGAGAAGUCUAUUUGGGCUUGCUGAUAAUCUUUUGCAAGAUCCUUGAGGAACUAUGAUUCUUUCUCUAUUGUUUCAUUCAAUUUGCUUGGAGUGCAAUGCUCCGAAUUUUGGGCUAAAUACUUCUGUAUAUUGAUCCUUCUGGCUCUGGAUUAGAUAGCAGUAUUAAUAAGUUUUGGGAUAGGGGAGGUUACCCAAUUCCAAAUUUAGUCAUGCAACAAACCUUAAGGAGGGUUACGGUGGUACUUAUAGAUGCCCUACCUAUGAAGGAGCACCAUAAGGAAUCAAACCCAAUGCCAUUUUGUUGAUGCUAUUUGAUCCUACUAGUUGAGCCAAUCUUUAGUGGUAGUCAUUACAAGUUUUCCUUACUCAAAGCAAGUUACAAGGCAUAAACACAGUCAUUUUCAGAGUUGAACAAGAUAAGAAAAACAGAGCAAGAUGAGAAGAAAACCCAAGAGAAGAAUAGAGCAAGAUUGGAGUAAAUGAAACCACCAAAAGUUUGUGCAGAAGCCACAAUCAUGGCCGGCUGCAGACCAGGUCACGCAUCGUCAGACUGGUUGUCACCAAUGUUGGCUAGGGUUUGAGUAAGAAAGAAAAGAAGGACGGAUGACUAGGUUUGUUGGACAGAUGACUAUUUAAAAGAGAUGGUGGGAAAAAUAUCCCUCUGGAACAGAGGGACAAAAAGAAAACAAAGUAAAAUGAAGCAAGCUGUUUAUGCUGUCAUCUGGUGUAUUUAGUUGGAGCAGAAUGCUCACUUAUUUAGGGGGUUUUGGUGGGAAUGACUCAACAGGGCAGAAAUCUUCUGCUUCUAAUGUGGAGUUUGCUCUAGUCACCUAUAAUACUCACGGAUGUUAUUCUGGUUUCCUUGUGCAACGGACUGGUUGGACAAGAGACCCAGAUGUUUUCUUCUCGUGGCUAUCAUCUAUACCCUUUAAUGGUGGUGGUUUUAAUGAUGCAGCAAUUGCUGAAGGGCUUGCUGAAGCUCUGAUGAUGUUCCCAAAUUCUCAAAAUGGAAGCCCUAAUCAGCAGAAUGUGGAUAUGCAUAAGCAUUGUAUCCUUGUUGCAGCAAGUAAUCCUUAUGCCUUGCAGACACCAGUUUAUGUUCCGCGACCACAGAACCUAGAGCAGAGUGAAACCAUUGACUCAGACGCAGGGAACCGUUUAUAUGAUGCUGAAGCUGUUGCUAAAGCAUUUCCUCAGUUUUCUAUUUCUAUGUCAGUCAUCUGCCCGAAGCAACUUCCCAAAAUUAAAGCCAUCUACAAUGCGGGAAAACGAAAUAGCAGAGCAGCUGAUCCACCAGUUGAGGCUAAAACCCCUUAUUUUCUUAUUUUAAUAUCAGAAGGUUUCAGGGAAGCCUGGGGUGCUUUGAGUCGUUCUGGGAUCACAAGCUUACCUUCAAAUCAAAGUCCUGUUAAAGUAGAUGCAGUUUCUGUCACACCAGUUACAGGGGCACCCCCAACUUCUAUGCCAUCAGUUAAUGGAUCUAUUGCAAACCGGCAAUCAAUUCCUGCUGGGAAUGUGGCUCCUGCUACUGUAAAAGUGGAGCAAGUUCCUGUAACUUCCAUGGUAGCUGCACCUGCUUUUCCUAAUAAUUCAUCUGUUCCUCGUGCUACUAGUACUAGUCAAGGAGUUCCAACCUUUCAGACAUCUUCUCCAUCUUCUAUUUCUCAAGAUAUUAUAACAAAUAAUGAAAAUGCUCAGGAUACAAAGCCUACAGUGUCAAUGUUGCAGCCCUUACGGCCAGUGAAUCCUGCCCAGGCCAAUGUGAACAUUUUGAACAAUCUCUCUCAAGCACGGCAGGUGUUAAGUGGUGGAACCUCAAUGGGACUACCAUCAAUGGGUCAGACUCCUGUUGCUAUGCACAUGUCAAACAUGAUAUCUAGUGGGAUGGCAUCUUCAGUGCCUGCAGCUCAGAAUGUAUUUUCAUCUGGACAGUCAGGAAUAACAUCAAUAACUAGUUCUGGACCGCUUACUGUUCCUACACAGGUUGGACCAAACUCAGGUCUUAGUUCAUUAACUUCAGCCACUUCUAAUUUGCCUUCAAGUUCAAACAUUGGCAUGUCACAACCAUUGGGUAAUCUUCAAGGGGCUGUUAGCAUGGGACAACAGGUACCUGGUAUGAGCCAAGGAAACCUUUCAGGGCCCCAAAUGGUGCAAGGUGGAGUUAAUAUGAACCAAAAUGUAAUUAAUGGCCUUGGUCCAUCAGUUGUCUCUUCUGGAACUGGCACAAUGAUUCCGACUCCUGGAAUGUCUCAACAAGUACAAUCAGGCAUGCAGCCACACAGUGCCGCACCCAAUAUGCCAUUGUCUCAACAAGCAUCAGGGGGUAUGCAAUCUGCACAAUCCAAAUAUGUGAAGGUCUGGGAGGGAAGCUUGUCUGGCCAAAGACAAGGACAGCCGGUAUUUAUCACCAAACUUGAAGGUUACAGGAGUUCUUCUGCCUCUGAGAAUCUUGCAGCAAACUGGCCCCCUGUGAUGCAAAUAGUUCGGCUUAUAUCUCAGGACCACAUGAAUAACAAACAAUAUGUAGGAAAGGCAGAUUUCCUAGUUUUUCGGGCAAUGAACCCACAUGGAUUUCUUGGGCAGCUACAAGAAAAGAAGUUGUGUGCAGUUAUUCAAUUACCAUCACAGACGUUGCUACUCUCUGUUUCUGACAAAGCAUGCCGCUUGAUUGGGAUGCUUUUUCCUGGGGACAUGGUUGUAUUUAAGCCACAACUGUCCAGUCAGCAGCAGCAACAAAUGCAACAGCACCAGCAGCUGCAAUCACAACAGCAGCAUCUUCCACAGUUGCAACAGCAGCAGCAGCAGCUUCCUCACAUGCAGCAACAGCAACUUUCUCAGCUGCAACAACAGCAGCAACAGCUUCCUCAGUUGCAACAGCAGCAGCAGCAGCUACAACAGCAGCAACAGCUUCCUCAGGUCCAACAACAACAGCUUUCCCAGCUACAACAGCAGCUUCCGCAAAUCCAGCAGCAGCAGCAACUACCUCAACUUCAACAACAACAACUCUCUCAACUACAGCCACAGCAGCAGCUUCCACAAUUACAGCAACUGCAGCAUCAGCAACUUCCCCAGCAACAACAGAUGGUUGGGGCAGGAAUGGGUCAAGCCUAUGUUCAAGGUCCUGGACGGUCACAGUUGGUUUCUCAGGGACAAGUUUCAUCACAAGGAGCAACAAACAUUGGUGGAGGGGGCUUCAUGAGUUAGCUCAAAUUUUCAUAUGGUUCCCCCCACAACUGACCCUAUAAUGCUGUUGCAUCACUGUGAACAUGAAACUUAUAUGUUAGUAGAUUUCUGGCAUCCAGUCACAGGUAUUUAGCUCGUACUUUGUGGCUCUCCCUGAGAGGUUCAAAUCACAGAUUAAAGGUAGUUUGUCCAUUUGAUUUCUUUAGUAAUUGAGCCAUUAAAAACCGAAGCUAAAAUUUAUAUUGAGAACAUGCUAGAAAGUAUUGGGUGUAUGGUAGGUACAAAGCCAUAUUAAAAAUCGUGUUUGUAAGACCCUGAUUAACAAUAAUCUUAGUUGCAUAACUUUCACAAACCAAGCUCAAAUUAUUGCCUCGUGAGUAUGAUGGACGGAGAGAUCUAGUGGAACCACGUGCUUUGAUGUAGCACAAUCUAUGAGGAUGAAAUGCAUUGGAUGAUAAAUGCCUUUAAUUGAAACAUUUUCAUUAACGUUG
Messenger RNA from Abrus precatorius (Indian licorice), 3783 nucleotides. Its product is annotated as mediator of RNA polymerase II transcription subunit 25. Lineage: Eukaryota; Viridiplantae; Streptophyta; Magnoliopsida; Fabales; Fabaceae. The transcript has 17 exons. Gene Ontology annotation, biological process: positive regulation of transcription by RNA polymerase II. The record is from RefSeq and is a predicted model, not a curated record. Bases 821 to 3313 code for a protein of 830 amino acids. Gene Ontology annotation, cellular component: mediator complex; transcription regulator complex.